Iphiclides podalirius (scarce swallowtail) is the source of this 792-nucleotide messenger RNA. NCBI's taxonomy places the organism in Eukaryota, Metazoa, Arthropoda, Insecta, Lepidoptera, Papilionidae. The record is from the annotation of a GenBank genome assembly.
AUGGCAGCGGUAGCGGAAUCCAUGGCGACUGUGCUGGCAGCACAGUCCGCCUUCCAAGUUAUCAGCACACUACAAAUGUUGUCCUAUAUGUUCCCGCAGUCGGCUGAUGUACAAGACGGCGCGGAAUACGACUUUGUGAUAGUGGGCGGCGGUACGGCCGGAAGCAUCUUGGCGAACCGUCUCUCUGAGUAUAGAGAGCUUAGCGUGCUUCUGAUAGAGGCGGGCGGUGAUCCACCUCAUGAAACACUACUUCCAGGCUUGUUCGUGUUCUCACAAAACUCAUCGGGCGACUGGAGCUAUAAAACCGAAGAUGACGGAUUUACUGCACAGAACAACCGGAACCCACACGUCAUAACAUCUGCGGGCAAAAUUGCCGAUCCCCUUGACUCGCCGAAGAUUUACACUGGAUUUUUCUCCGACGAAAGCGAUCUGGACAAGCAAGCGGCCUGCGUGGAGGACUACGUUCGAGUCGUGAAUACUACGGUGUACCGGAAUGCGGGCGCGAGGGCGACCAGGUUCAAUCUGACGAACUGCGCCGACCUGGUGUUCGGAAGCAGCGAGUACUGGAAGUGCUACGUGCUGAACAUGAUGGACACUACGUUCCACUACGGCGGCACCUGUGCCAUGGGCGCCGUGCUCGACUCCCGGCUGAGGGUGAACGGUGUCGACAGUCUGCGCGUGGUGGACGCGAGCUCGAUGCCCAACAUAUCCAGUGGGAACAUCAUCGCCGCCGUCAUGGCGCUCGCCGAGAGGGCCGCCGACAUCAUCAAGCAGGAUUACGCGUGUGCCGCC